Messenger RNA from Microdochium trichocladiopsis, 582 nucleotides. RefSeq lists its product as uncharacterized. The transcript has a single exon. NCBI's taxonomy places the organism in Eukaryota, Fungi, Ascomycota, Sordariomycetes, Xylariales, Microdochiaceae. The record is from RefSeq and is a predicted model, not a curated record. Bases 1 to 582 code for a protein of 193 amino acids. Gene Ontology annotation, molecular function: protein binding.
AUGCGAGGCUUCCUGCAAAGCAAAGAGAGGGUUGGACAGACCAGGCCUGUCGUCAGCAAAGCAGCCAGCGCCAGCCACGGCUCCAGACAGUCGGCUGCCAACACCACUGAUGGCCACCACCACCAAGCAUCAUUCCACGACCUGCCGCCCGAGAUCCACCUGGCCAUCAGCAGGUACCUCAUCUACCCGGAUGCGCUCUCUCUCAAGCACACGUGCCGGUACCUGUAUCUGCUGGUGGACACUGGGGUGCGGCUCAAGAUUGACUGGCUGAUCGAGCGGCGCAGCCUGCACCUCGAGUGUCCCAACGACCGGCGGUGCGACCUGGGCUCCGACCUCAAGUUCUGCCGGGGCUCGGUGCGCCUGCUGAUGCAGCGGCGACGGGAGCACCUCGAGUGCGAGUCGCGGCCGGGGCUCGGCUGCCUGGUGUACGGCACGCCGGCGUGCACACACCGGCGGCGGCUCAGUGAGCGGUGGAAGCAAUGGCUGCGGGCGACGCUGACGGUCGAGGUGUGGUGGAUUGUGGUCGCCGUGGGCGUUGUGCUGGUGGCGUGGUGUCUGUCGCCCUUGAUUCUCGCGACGUAG